AUGCAUAUCUUUUUCUGCCUCACAGUCGCCGCAUCAGCGGUGUCUCUCGCAUCUUGUCGGUCCAUCUCUGACAAUGUCGUUCUUCACGAGCAAGUGACUCAAGCUAUCGUUCAACGCGAGACAAAGCUGGGACGUCUCUCAACGGACACCAUUUUACCAGUCAGAGUCGCCCUGAGACAAAACAAACUCGAGGCAGGCGAAGAACAACUGCUCAAGAUAUCUGAUCCGGACUCGCCACAAUACGGACAGCAUUGGACACAAGAGCAGACUAUCGACUUCUUUAAGCCUGCAAACGCCACUGUCAAGGCUGUGACCGAAUGGUUGGUGGCUUCAGGAGUCAACAAGACUAGAAUCACGCAUACCGACAACAAGCAGUGGCUGGCGUUUGACGCCACGGUCAGCGACAUGGAAAGCCUGCUUCACACCAAGUACUACAAGUAUAAGCAGUCUUCUCAAAAAUACGCAGCUGGUUGCGAUGAGUAUUACCUACCCAAGGACUUGCAAGCACAUGUCGACUUCAUCAAACCUGCCAUCAUGCGCAGCUCGCUAGCGGCUCCUGGGAACAUGAUCCAAAAAAGAGACUCCGCAGCCAGGAACGUUGUUCACGCCGCUGGCACCAAACGCGACUCGAACUCGAUCGACCUGUCAGACUGCUACAACAUUGUGUCUCCUGCUUGUGUCAGAGCCUUGUAUGGUUUGCCAUUUCCAAACACAACGCAGACGGCCGAUAAUGCUACGUCUAUGGGUAUCUUCGAGACUGGCCAGACAUACUCCCAGGAGGAUCUCGAUGAGUUCUUCCAAUCAUAUGCCCCUUACAUCCCCAACGGGACUUCACCUGUCCCAGAAUCUGUCGAUGCGUACCCCAUUGUCUAUCCACAGAAGCUUAUCAUGUAUUCGGUCAACGAUGCGUACUAUACUGGACCAUCGAGCAACACCACUGGCUUCCUCGACACCUUUCUCGACGCAAUCGAUGGAAGCUUUUGUGCCUACAGCGCGUACGGUCAGACGGGAGACAGCUCAAUCGACCCCUCGUACCCUGAUCCGCAUUCUGGAGGCUACCGAGGACAGUUGAUGUGCGGCACUUAUCAGCCUCCUAAUGUCAUCUCCUUGUCCUACACAGAUACAGGAGUGGGUUUGCCAAUCAACUACCAGAAGCGUCAAUGCAAUGAGUACCUCAAGCUCGGACUCCAGGGAGUAUCCAUGUUCUUUGAUUCGGGCGACUUUGGUGUGUCUGGUGUACCCUCGGAUAUCGAUGGUGUCGGUCUGGAUGGUUGCCUCGGUCCGAAUCACACGGUCUUCAAUCCUCAAUUCCCAAACGGCUGUCCAUGGGUUACUGUGGUGGGAGGAACCGAGAUCGGGUACAUGAACAGUGUCUACGAGCCCGAACUCGCAGUCAGCAGCGGCGAGCCGUCUCUCUAUGGUCCUUUCUUUUGGUCCGGCGGCGGCUUCUCCAACGUGUUUCCGGCCCCCGGUUAUCAGAAACAUGCCAUCAAGACCUACUUCAAGAGGAAAGAUCCCGGCUACCCAUACUACGAGAAUGGAAUCGCAGGAUUUCACGGAGACACCGUCGGUGACGAUGGAGUUGACUAUAACAAGACAGAUGGACUGUACAAUCGCAACGGCCGUACUUAUCCCGAUGUUUCCGCGGUGGGAUCUGAUCUUGCCCAGGUCCAGAAUGGUUACAACAUCACCGGGAGUGGUACAAGUGCUUCAGCCCCGUUGUUCGCUGCGGUAAUCUCUAGGAUCAACGCAGAGCGUGUCCGUGCUAGCAAGAGUCCGCUUGGCCACAUCAAUCCGGCAAUCUACAAGCACCCGGAUAUGCUUAACGAUAUUGUAUCGGGCUGGGAUCCUGCUUGCGGUUCGAAUGGGUUCAACUGCACAGUGGGCUGGGAUCCUGUGACCGGGUAUGGAACGCCAAACUACCCCAAGAUGCUUGACUUCUUUAUGAAGUUACCAGCUGGUCGUAAUCACUCGAAUUAA
Aureobasidium namibiae CBS 147.97 is the source of this 1980-nucleotide messenger RNA. RefSeq names its product subtilisin-like protein. The record is from RefSeq and is a predicted model, not a curated record. NCBI's taxonomy places the organism in Eukaryota, Fungi, Ascomycota, Dothideomycetes, Dothideales, Saccotheciaceae. Gene Ontology annotation, molecular function: tripeptidyl-peptidase activity; serine-type endopeptidase activity. Bases 1 to 1980 code for a protein of 659 amino acids. Gene Ontology annotation, biological process: proteolysis. The transcript is spliced from 3 exons.